Messenger RNA from Solanum tuberosum (potato), 463 nucleotides. RefSeq names its product actin-depolymerizing factor 2-like. Gene Ontology annotation, cellular component: actin cytoskeleton. Gene Ontology annotation, molecular function: actin binding. The coding region runs from base 41 to 451 and encodes 136 amino acids. The record is from RefSeq and is a predicted model, not a curated record. Gene Ontology annotation, biological process: actin filament depolymerization. The transcript is spliced from 2 exons. NCBI's taxonomy places the organism in Eukaryota, Viridiplantae, Streptophyta, Magnoliopsida, Solanales, Solanaceae.
GUAAUAUUAUAAAAAAUUGUAGGCUAAUGCAGCAUCUGGGAUGGCUGUGCAUGAUGAUUGCAAGCUGAAGUUUUUAGAGUUGAAGGCAAAAAGAACCUACCGUUUCAUCAUCUAUAAGAUUGAAGAGAAGCAAAAGCAGGUUGUUGUGGAAAAGCUUGGUGAACCAACUGAAAGCCAUGAGGAUUUUGCUGCAGGCCUCCCUGCUGAUGAGUGUCGAUAUGCUGUCUAUGACUUUGAUUUCAUGACAGAAGAAAACUGCCAGAAGAGCAGAAUAUUCUUCAUUGCUUGGUCACCUGACACAGCAAGGGUGAGAAGCAAGAUGAUUUAUGCAAGCUCUAAAGACAGGUUCAAGAGAGAGCUUGAUGGAUUCCAGGUAGAGCUGCAAGCAACUGAUCCUACAGAGAUGGGGCUUGAUGUUUUCAGAAGCCGAGCUGGUGGAAUUGAAUGUUGAGUGCGUGAGUGU